UAUUAAUCUAUAUAAUCAGUUAACAUCUAUUUAAAUCUAAUUAUAAAUUUGAACAUAAUAAUAUACUUUGGUAUAAUAUUUAAUAUAAUUAGGAUAUACUUAACAAGUGCAUUAUAAUAGUGAGAUUUGAGUGAGUUCAUAACAAAUUUAGCAAUAAUUUUGAAGUUGCAUAAGGAUUUCUGAAUUGAUAGUAAAUUAAUAAGUAAAAUAAGAGAAAGAAUAAAAGGGAUAAGGGAGUGAAUAAAAUGAUAGUGUUGAAUGUUGUAUAGGUAGGAGUAUUGAAAGAGUGAAUAUUAAUUGAGGAUAGUUUAUUAAAAAAUAAAUAAUAUCAUAUAUAUGGAAUAGGAUAAAGGAAAGAAAAGUUAGUAAGAUUAUGAUAAGAUGGCAGCAGAAGAAUUGAGUAAAUUGAGUCUGUCAGGAGAUUUGGUAGGGAAUGUAUCUGCUACAUUGUUGAAAUCUGUAUAGAAAGUGUAGAGUGAUGAGAUUAAGUUGGUUGCUUUAUCAAAGUUUCAUUAAAGUUUAAGUAAGUUUACAGUUCAGAAUGUUUCAGGAGUAAGAUUGUAUUGAAAUAUGUGAGGAUUUGCUUCAGAAGUUACCAAAUGAUAAAUUAUUAAUCUUGUUCGAUUAUGUGAAUUAUUCAUUUGAGUGUUUGAGUAAGGGAACAAAGUUACCAGAGAUGAGUAAUUCAUAUAAUUCAACAUUCUUAUUGAAUGUAUAUAAUAAGAUGGUCGAAUUAAAAGGAUUACCAAUUAUUAUAGAGUCAAUAAGUUAGAAGAAAACAUUACCAACCCAAAUUAUUACAAUUAAGUGAUAUAUAUAUAUAAAUAAAUAAAACCGGGC
Molecule: messenger RNA, 840 nt
Organism: Paramecium sonneborni
Lineage: Eukaryota; Ciliophora; Oligohymenophorea; Peniculida; Parameciidae
Source: the annotation of a GenBank genome assembly